Anguilla rostrata (American eel) is the source of this 7115-nucleotide messenger RNA. It is a transcript of the gene jade3, whose product is annotated as jade family PHD finger 3. Bases 548 to 2995 code for a protein of 815 amino acids. Gene Ontology annotation, cellular component: histone acetyltransferase complex. The transcript has 13 exons. Lineage: Eukaryota; Metazoa; Chordata; Actinopteri; Anguilliformes; Anguillidae. The record is from RefSeq and is a predicted model, not a curated record. Gene Ontology annotation, biological process: regulation of transcription by RNA polymerase II.
UCCUGGUCAUGUAGGGCGAGUGUUUGUGGCUGUUUGGCCCGUGGUGUAUCAUUGAGGAAUCCGAUUAUGCCCCCGUUUAAUGUAGUGACGCGUUCAACUGAAAAACUUAUAAAGUUGAUUGAAAAUCACCACUCAGGCAGGCAAAAGCAAAAUUGUAGAACAUAGCGAGAAGGCGGAGUCUAGGACCCGGAGGUACUGCUAGUACAAUAGAGCUGUUGUGCUAUGGUGGAAGAGAUUGCAGCGCAGGGUAAAAGACAGAGUGGAAUGAUAGAGGAUAAAAUAGGGGAAAACGAACGAUAAAACUCUGAAUCAUACGCGCGUUUUUGAGAAGAGUUUUACAACGGGCCAAACACAUCCUGAUCAGUACCGAUCGUUCAUUUCUGAAGCAAGGGUGACUGGGUUUGCUCUGGCCUGCCUGACCAGAGAACUGAACCUCACCAUGUGCUGCUUGUUUGUUGAAGGGAUGAGUGGAGGAUAUCAUUAGUACAGCACCAGCAGACGAAUACACUAGCAUGCUCUUCAACUUUGGAUUUAUGGAUACUUCAGGAUGAAAAGGCUCAGGUCUUCAAGCAGCAGUGACAGUUCAGAUAAUGAGAGUCCUUCAACCUCCUUUUGCUCUUCCAACAAGUAUGGAAGCAAACCAGAAACCCCCACUACCAUGCCAAAGAAACCCGCGGAGGUGUUCCGAAAAGACCUGAUCAGCGCCAUGAAGCUGCCGGACUCCCACCAUGUGUCGCCUGAGGACUACUACCUGCUGGCGGACACCUGGAGGCAGGAGUGGGAGAAGGGCGUUCAGGUGCCCGCCAGCCCCGACACCAUCCCCCAGCCGUCUCUCAGGAUCAUUGCGGAAAAGCCCAAGGAGACCCUGUUCUCUCGCCAGAGGAAGUACAUCCAGUGCUGGAACCCGGAGCCCACUGAGCCAGGCUACGUCAACAUCCUGGAGCUGGCGGAGGCCAUGUGCCGCUACGACCUGGACGACAUGGACCUGUACUGGCUGCAGGAGCUCAACGCCGAGCUGGGGGAGAUGGGCGAGGCUGCGGUGGACGAGCUGACCAUGGAGCGCGUGAUGGAGGCCCUGGAGCGGCAGUGCCACGACAACAUGAACCACGCCAUCGAGACGGAGGAAGGCCUGGGCAUCGAGUACGACGAGGACGUCAUCUGCGACGUGUGCCGCUCCCCCGACAGCGAGGAGGGCAACGACAUGGUGUUCUGCGACAAGUGCAACAUCUGCGUGCAUCAGGCUUGCUAUGGCAUUGUCAAGGUGCCGGACGGAAACUGGCUCUGCAGGACCUGUGUCCUGGGCAUCGACCCCCAGUGCCUGCUGUGCCCAAAGAAGGGCGGGGCCAUGAAGGCCACACGGGCCGGCACCAAGUGGGCCCACGUCAGCUGCGCCCUGUGGAUCCCUGAGGUGAGCAUCGCCUGCCCCGAGAGGAUGGAGCCCAUUACCAAGGUGUCCCACAUCCCCCCCAGCCGCUGGUCCCUCAUCUGCAGCCUCUGCAAGCUGAAGACGGGCGCCUGCAUCCAGUGUUCGGUAAAGAGCUGCACCAUCCCCUUCCACGUGACCUGCGCCUUCGAGCACAGCCUGGAGAUGAAGACCAUCCUGGACGAGGGCGACGAGGUCAAGUUCAAGUCCUACUGCCUGAAGCACAGCAAGACCAAGGCCGGCGAGCCGGGCCUGAGCCCCGCCCGCCACAAGGCCCCCAGCGACACCGAGAAGGUGGGCCUGCGGGCCCAGAAGCUCAAGGAGCUGGAGGAGGAGUUCUACGCCCUGGUGCGGCCCGAGGAGCUGGCCCAGGCCCUCGGCCUCCCCCAGCUGGUGCUGGACUUUGUCUUCCAGUACUGGAAGCUGAAGAGGAAGAGCAACUUCAACAAGGCCCUCCUGCCUCCCAAGGAAGGGGAGGAGAACCUCCUGCUGCAGCCCAAGGAGGACAGCGUGCACACCCGCAUGCGCAUGUUCAUGCACCUGCGGCAGGACCUGGAGAGGGUGAGGAACCUGUGCUACAUGGUGAGCCGGCGGGAGAAGCUCAAGCUGUCCCAGAGCAAGGCGCAGGAGCAGAUCUUCAACCUGCAGGUGCAGCUGAUCAACCAGGAGCUUUCUGCAGGUCUCCCUCUGUCUUACACACUGGACAGCGCCUUGUUCCGGCCGCCCCCGAGAAUCACGCUGAAACUCAAGAUGCCUAAAGUGACACUGGGGAACGGGAAGACCAGCUCCAAAUCGGGGAACGGACCCCUGUGCCCGGACACCAGCGGGAACGUGUACGAGCGGAGCGUCGUCGGGGGCGGGGCGGUCCCGACGGGGAAGUCCCAGCACUACGCGGGCCGGGUCCGGAAGGAGGACCACGCCAACGGGCUCCUGUCCGCCUCGGGGCGAUCCCGCGGGGAGGCGGAGGGCGUGGCCGGCGGGGGCCCGCCGCUCCCCGCCAAGCCGUCGGGCAAACCGCUGGCGCUGCACGCCGCGCUCCACGGCCGCUCCGCUAACGGGGGCGGCGGCAAGCUGGAGGCCCCUCAGCGCGCCCGCCCGCCCAAAUCCAACGGGGUGAUGGAGAAGCCCCUGCCCCAGAGGGACGCUUCCUGCCAGCUGGGCCCCGCCGCCGCCGCCGACGCGGGGACCCUGGGAGGCCUCCGGAAGCCGGGCGUGGAGCAUUUCGGCAGGUCUCUCAAGGAGGCCACGGUCUGCCUGGUGCGGACCCCCGAGGACCUGCGGGGCCCGGACAAGCCCUCCCGGAAAGGCUCCGGCAAGGAGCGGCCGUGGGGCAAGUCGGCGCCCGAGCGGCACGCCGGCAAGGCCCCGUCCUACCAGGAGAACGACGGGUACUGCCCCGACCUGGAGCUCAGUGACUCGGAGCCCGAGGCCAAGGGGAAGCGACGGCAGGCCAGGGGCCCCCCCGGGGGCGGCAGCGGCGGCUCGGGGAAGGAGAGCCCCAGCCGGGACUACAGCAGAGGGGGCAGCAGGGGGAAGCUGGCUCUGGGGUCCAGAGCGUCGGUGCAGAGGUGAUGCCCCCUCCCACCACCAUCCCCCGCCCCCCCUUUCCUUCCGUGCAUCGGCCACAGUUCUGUUACUCCUCCUCUUUUUCCUUAAGAUUGUCACAAGUGCCAUGCUGGCCCCGCCCUCUCCCCCUACUUUCCCUCGCAUUCGUGUUCUGUUUUACGCACUUUGUGCGCCGUGGAGGGGGGGGGGGCGUGUCUUGCUGGGGCGUGGCUGGAAGGCCGAUCUCCCAGGCCGUAGAGGCGUGCGCCAGAAGACCGCUGUUUCGUGGACACCCCCCUUUCCCCCCAUCUUCAGUUGAUGAUGUCAUCUUUUGUUUAUUAUUCAGUUUGUCUUUUUUCGACAAAUCUGUCAGUUUGUCAGCUUCUCACCUCAGAUGGGACGAUGCGUCCGCCAAGUCGGCUCCAUCCGUCGCCUUGCCCCCCCCCCCCUCCCAAUGACACUGUCAGUACACUGUUUAUUUCUCCCUGAGCAAGACGAGAGGUCGCAAUAUUUGUCUGUCUGUGUGUCGUUCCUUUGCCUUUGGCUCCUCCACACACUGCUGGAUUUUAAUCAUUCAAAAAUUUGUUGCAACAGCGACCAUGUCUUACCAUGGGGCAGAGCUGCCAUUUUUCUGGAACUGUGUAAAUAUUGAGGGUAACGAAAAAUAAUAAUACAAAUGUCCAUUUCUAUAUGUUGUAAAGGAAGGGUGGGCUCACAGUUGGGGCUGCAAAAUUUGGCGAAAUUCCUGUGACAACGAAAGAUGACCCUUGUGUUUAUUAACAAAUAAAGGUCUCGUGCAAAUAGAAGACUAUUUGCUCAGAGACUGUGUAACAUGCCUGAUUGGUCAGAAGGCAUUGGUAAAAAACUGGCAGUUGGAGAUCCUUUCUUCCCAUCUAUUGUCUCUGUUGUGCUUUUAGAUUUAGCAUGCUUUCUUCCCUGUCGUUUCCAUUCCUCUUUUGAAAAGAGAAAGAUGUAAAUCUGUUUGAACAAUGGCAGUUUUUUCCCUCCAGUUCUUCCAAUGGUAUGUACAGGUCUGCAGAGUGUGAGCGAAUGUUUGUGUGUGUAUCUCCUUGAUAGUCGUUUGUGGGUUUGACUGCCUGCGUCCCACCUGUGGUUUUAACUGUUAAAAUGGUGGUUCUUAACCUUGGGCCUGGAGGGCCACAGGGUCUACUACCUUUCGUUGUUUCUCAGCAAUUAUUCAAUCAGUUAAAGCAGUGUUUCUCAACCCUGGUCCUGGGGACCCACUGCCCUGAAUGUUUUAGAUGUUUCCCUGCUCCACCACACCUGACUCAAAUGAAUGGGUCAUUGUCAGUCUUCUGCAGAGCUUGAUGACGACCCGUUCAUUUGAAUUAGAUGUGUUGGAGCAGGGAAACAUCUAGAACAUGCAGGGCAGUGGGUCCCCAGGACCAGGGUUGAGAAACACUGAGUUAAAGCAUAGUUGAGUGGCCUCGCCUGGUCUAAAUUUGCUGCAGCAGACCCCGUGGCUCUCUGGGACCAGGAUUGAUUGGCGCUGCGCUAGGCUAGCUGUAUUUCCGCAGGUGAGCCAGUUCCUGCCAGUGCUUGGUGCUUUCCCCACAGCCACUGCUGGACUUUUGCACCUUCUUGGUGCCUCGAGCCCAUGACUCUCAAUUCCCUCAAGUCUUCAAUGUGUGCUGAUCUAGGUGCGUGGUCAUGGCCAAGGACAGGGUUAGGAUGGGUAGACUUUCAGUAUAAUGUGGACGCUAGCGAUGAUCCUUUUUUGGGAGUGUGAUGUUAACGCUAAGCUGUUGCGUGCGAGUGAUUUGGAGUUAAGUUGGCACCUCUGAGGCCUGACGGUGAACGAGCAAUCGGGCCCAAAGGCUUCAGGCAGGAACUCGCUCAGGUUUUUUGACUCAACCUGGCUGGCCUGGCUCUGGAAAUGUGGCUAAUGAGUCUUUAUGUGCGAUUGAAUGCCCCUAUUUCCACACCGCUAAGGUAUCCAGUCAUGGCCGUGUAGGAACGCAAACUUUUAUGAAUAUGGGGGGGGUCUGAGGAACUGGUCUUCCCCUUGAAAGUCCCUGGGGAACCGGUUACUCAUUUUCACAACUGUUCCGCCUGAGCCGAUAUCCAAAGCACACUAAUGAAGUCAAAUAAGGAUCUGUUCUUUUUAAAUUGUUCACUCUUUUUCCAUCACUGAAUCCCAAAGUAGGGAAGAAGUUUUGUGUGACACAAGGGGUCAGCAGGAGGACUAGGGCAUAGAGCUAGAGCUUGGUACCCUCACUCAGAGAGAAUGGAUAUUUUUUCAGUGUGACACUGGAUGUCCUCACUGGUAUUUGAUUCCACACAGUUUCAGCAGAUUCCAAAAUAAUUUUAAGAUCUGUGAAUUAUGCCAAUUCUCCUGAGUUAAGCCCAUGUGAGCAUGACCACAGUCACGUACAAGGAACUGUAUGAUGUCACAUGGUGACCUCUAGAGCCCCUCCCCCAGGAAUGUCAUGGUGUAACGUUUCAGUGCCCUGGGUCUGAUACCAGUCACACUUUUGUAGAUUAAAAAAGCAAAAAAUAAAGAAGUUAUAAAUUCAUUUCAGUACAUGGCUGUGUAAGUGAUGUAACGGGAAGGCCACACAAGCAAAGAAAUUCACAUUGUAAAAAGUAUAAUUCUAAAAAGAAAUAAAACACUUCCACUGCAUGCCAAUUGUAUACUAUGAAAUUGAAAUGGAACACUUUCUUAACCCUGUCUGGCUAAAGUGUGAUGUGGAAUAUGGUUUCAGGUCUUACAGCAGUGGCUUUCACUCUUUACACUAGGAGAGCUGCAGGGUGUGGACGGUUUUUGAUUUGACCUUAAAAUCAGCGUCCACUUCUGACCCCACGUCAGGUGCGGUGGGCUAACUAUCAUUGACUGCUUUCAUUGAGUGGAAGAGGGCUGAGUAACAGUGCAAGCCAUUCUAACCCGCUUUGUAUGGUAAGAGUGAAUGCCACUGGCUUAGGGGAUUCUUCUGGGUCACAGAGAAUUGAAGGGCCCAGCUAGAGAAGCUGAAUUGAAGUUUUCCCUCGGCAGAAACCAUGUGCUUCAGUUUCAGGUUUCUGGCCCUCUGGGAUGGAUCAGAGCCAUGACAAGCCCCAUUGCUGGGUCAUUAAUAUGGCUGAGAUCAAUAUGGCAACUCGCAACUGCACUUAGGCUGGUUGUACUUGCUCAUUACUGCGUAGCUGUUCUGUUGUCACUCGAGUUCAGAAAUGAUAAGUGGCCAAACUGAACAUACUGACCUGGAACGACCAAGAGGAAACACAAUGGUUCCGGGUAUCGAAUGAAGACUUAGGCCAGUAAUGGUAGUAAAAGUUCAUUUGAUUCAGGAAACCAGUGUGACUCAUAUGUAUGAAAUUAACCAAAAAAAAAAAAGGUAAACACAUUUUCUAAACUUCUAUUUUUGCAGGUUUUCUUUAUUUUUUUACAUUUUAUGAUAGUGCAGCAGUGGUAGGUGUGGGUUGCAGACCCAAUGUGACGUGCAUGUAAGUGGACCUCUUGUUCCAAAAAAAAAAAAAAACAACCCCUGAGAAACCCUGCACUUGAGAGAAGGCCAACAUUCCUGUGGGUUAGCUGUAGUACUGUUUCUCUGCUGUUCUGUGUACUGUACUGAUAAUCCGGAAGUCAGUUCCUUAAGAGGGGUGGGGAAAAUAGGAAAGUGGCUUUUGCUAUUACAGGUCUUCUGAUUGGGGGUCAGCUUACAAACCGUGAAACAGAGCCGACGGUGAGGAGGCCGUGACAACUGAAGGAUUGGCACAAAUCAGCAUGUUCCUUACAGUUGAUACGAGCAGUUUUUUUACCGGUGUAACCUCAGCUAUUUGAAGGAACACUACCCAGGCUAUUUAUUGCACGCUGUGCAAACGUCGUUCUUAAAAUUCAGAAGGAAAUAUUAUUGCUGUAAGUGUUCACUGAUAUGAUUUAUGUGUUCCAUGAACUUGUUGAGAUGACCUUGUUGUUGGAAUUGUGCUGUCUCUCUUCACAGCCAAUCAAAGACAUUGUAAAUGAUAUGAAUGCAUUAAUUGCUAUAAAAAUGUUUUGCUUUCUUUUAGAGCAAACAAAAAGAACUUAAGGAACUUCAGUUUUACACUAAGGUUAUCAAGUUACCACAAGAUGAAUUUACACAGACAUUUUUCUUGUUAAACCUUUUUCAUUAAAUUUUGGAAAUGCAAA